Molecule: messenger RNA, 4452 nt
Organism: Cavenderia fasciculata
Lineage: Eukaryota; Evosea; Eumycetozoa; Acytosteliales; Cavenderiaceae
Product: Polyprotein
Exons: 8
Coding region: 1-4452 (1483 amino acids)
Source: RefSeq, a predicted model, not a curated record
AUGAGUGAUUCUCCACUCAUCUUAUUUUUAAUCGUAAAGUUAUUAGAGCUUAUCGGUUAUUUAUGUUCAAUCAUAUGUCUACCGAUUAUACUCUAUUGUAAAUUAGUCAUUUUGGUAUGCAAUGAUGCUACGCAAGACAAUAUAAAGAAUUCAAAAUCGGUACACUUUUUAAUGUUUUUACCGAGAGCCCUCAUAGUGUUACCUUUUUUCCCAUUCUCAUUUCUUGGUCUAAGUUAUCUAUAUGGUUGGGCAGUGUCACAUGCCAUACCAAAUCAUGCUUCCUUUUUACCAUGGGUAUUGGCUGCAGUAGCUUUGGUUGUCAAUAUCAUUGGUUUUGUAUUCACUAGAUUUAAAUUUCAAUCAAUGAAAGAUUUUAAAUUUGGUGAAUAUUAUAAAUCAGUAUGGCAAUCAAUUUUAGAUAUAGGAGCAAUGUUUGCAUUUAUAUUGUCUGUCGUAACAGUCAUACGUAUACCAUUCCUCUUUGGAACGUUUAAUAGAACAAAACCAAUACGUAGACAAUUAUAUUACAACAUGUUUUUAAUUAUACCAGAUAUAAUAUGUGUGCCAUUGUUACUUUUGCAAUGUAUCUUUUUCUGGCGUAUGAUCAAUUUGGUAUCUCUUUUCAAAACGAAAAAGAUCAAUUUGGCAUUUGGAUUUCGUGCACGUCUCAUGGUCAUGUUUGAAUCGUUAAAGAUAUUUUGGGAUGUAGCAAUCAUCAUAUUCCUUCCAGUUCUCAUUUUACUUCCAUACCAUGCCUAUUAUGCAAUUGAAAAGAUUAAAACACGCAGAAAUUCAUCGCAACCACCAAAGGUAGAUGAAUGUCUUGGUAUCAUUACACGACGAGAGUGUUUGGCGGUAUUGGAUUUGUUGUUGGCAAUAUUCUUUGUCUUUACUGUUGUCAUUACAGUCUACAGAUUAUACCACGCAAUCAAACGUGCCAAACAAGCCAAUAGAGGAAACGAUGUUCGUGCAGAACUAUUCUUCCAGUGUCUCUACGUUUUUGCCGAUAUUUGGAUAUUGUUUUGUGGUAUAUUUAUCACUGUAUCUGUGUAUCGGUUGGUCAGAGCAAUUUCCAAGAUGAAAUCACCUCACAAUCGUUGGAAUAGAUAUAGAGAAUAUGUGACUGUACAGUUUAUCAGGUUGCUUAGAGAUAUACCAUUCAUCUUUAUGGGCCUGUUUGUCAGUUUAUUAGUGUGGCGCGCAUUCUUUAUGCUAAGGGACGUAUUCCAAAAGUCUAAAAAAUCGGAAAGACGUCAAGUCGUUCUCUACCAUUUUGGAAUGUUAUUUGUCGAUAUUAUCGAUACACCAUUCCUCCUCGCCUCAAUUCUCAUACUUGUUUCUGGAUGGCGUAGUUAUUUCUUUGUCAAAGGAUUCCCUCGUGUAAACUCUACACGUAUGGAACAAAGAAAAUACGUAUUCAAAAACUUUGUUGCCCUCUUGUUGGAUAUACCUGCCACCAUUGCUCUAUUGGUCAUUUUGGUGACAAUCUAUAGAGCAAAACCAACCAUUACUCAACUAAAACAUUAUUUCAAAUAUAAAAAAGAAAAAUUAAACAAUGAUAACAUGGGUGGUGGUGGUAGUGGUGGUCAAGUCACAAUCAACAACUUUGGUCAAGCUCCACCAUUGGCGAUGCCCUCACAAGAUGAUGAAGAUAAUCCAGCUCCAAAACAAUCUACAAGAUCACAGGCUGCAGUACCAGAUGAUAUCAAAGGAAUGAGCUCAUGGAGAAUGAUUGUUGGUAAACAAUUAUUCCUUUUAAUCAUUGAUAUCCCCAUACCAAUUCUUUUACUCUUGACUCUUUGGAGAUUACCUAUACUAGUAAAGAGACUCAAAGAAAUUGAUGACCCAGAGCGUUCCUAUUCCCAACGCCGUCUUCUCAUCCUACGUUAUCUUUGGUACAUUGUAUUGGAUAUUAUUUGCUCAAUUCCACUUGCUCUUAUCCUCAUCACUGUGUGGCGUAUACCCACCUUUGUGGCAAUGGUAAAGAAAUACAAACGUGGUGACAAUGAACAUCUUGCCAUUGCAUUGAUAUUUACAAGACUUAUUGUUGACAUUCCCUUUGUCAUACUUGGAAUACUCACAUUUGUAUUCCCAUGGAGAGGUAUUUUCCUCGUUAAAUCCGUAUACAAGGAUUGUAAAACAGACAAGGAAGCCAGAUGGACUGUUUUAGAAUAUGCUUUAACAAUCGCUAUUGAUACUUUUAAUAUUAUACUUUCAUUAAUUAUCUUGACAACACUUUGGAGAGUACCAACAUUAAUUUAUUGUCUAAAAAUGUUCCUUUCAAGAGAUCAAAAUAUAAUGAAACAUUCAAAAUGGUUCCAUACAAAUUCGAUUACUAAAUCAACGGUUGCAACACUUACUCUAUGGGCAAUGGAUAUAUUAUUGGUUAUUCAAUUGGUUUGCAUUUUAUUGAUUGGAAUUCAAGUCUAUCCAAUGAUUAAAUUCCUUUCAAAGAUAUCAAAGGGUGAUUUGAAUUUUGGAUUUGAGGAUUUACGUCAUCCAGUUUCAUUUUUCUUCCUCGAAUCAUUGCGUGAUAUUCCUCAUAUCGUACUUUUACCACUAAAGGCAGUAGGAAUCAUUUUUUAUCCAGUUCAUCUUUAUUUAAAGAAAAGAACAAAGAAUACAACAACUCAAUCAUUUUUAAAAUUGAUUGUUCUUUGGAUACAUGAACUAUCUGAAAAUGAAAUGAAUUUUUAUGGAUUUGAUAAAUUUGCAACCAUUAAUCUAUUGGGAGCAUUGGUGAUCAUUCCAAAUGAAAUUGGAGUUGUAUUGGUAUUGAUCAAUAGUAUUUAUAUGUUUAUUGUCACUCUUGGAUCACCUCUUUGGAAUCAAUUUAGAACAAAAUAUGAAUGGACAGAAUUAGGAACAGCUAUUGGACCAUUGGUAAUUUUAGAAUAUAUUACAGUUAUUUUACAAGCAUUGUUAUUCCCAGUAUUUGUUGCAAUGCAAAUAUUACUAUUAUUGUUGCCUAUUAUCAUUUCAUUGGCAGCCUAUUAUCCAACCAGUCUUUCAUUCAACCAAUAUUGGGAUCUAUUUUUCAGUAGCAGAGCAUUCUGGAAGGAUACAGUUGGCGAGUUUGGUGUUGGCAUUUGGUUCAUUCAAGCAUUCUGGGUUCUUGUCAUGGCAGUGACAUGGCACAUAAACUAUCUUGUCGCUAAAAGAUAUUUCCCUCUCUUUUCGCCAUGGAAAGCAUAUUAUUGGCUCAUCAAGAAAUUAUUUGUUGGUCGUUUCUGGGGAUUAUAUAAGCUCCUUCUUUCAAAACCAACCAACAUAUGCUAUCGUCUCCGUCGUGUUUGUAUGGUUGGUGAACUUCUCAUGUUCCCAUUGUUCUUGAUUUGGACUUGCUGGCCUCUUAUCCCUGCCAUCGUCACCAAAGUAUACUAUAGCUACUUUAUUAUUAGAGACUCUUGGGGAGAACCAGUGGUCAAGGAUGAAACUCCAAAGAUUGCUUUGACCGGUGUCUUUGUCAAUUUGCCCGACGAUGGUGGACUUGUCAUCACAUUCAGUGGCUACAAGCCAUAUGGAUUCUCUAUACAAGAUGCUAGACUUUCACUUGAAGGUGACGCCAUCUGGAAGGCUAUCGAAAAAGCAAUUGGAAAAACAAAACUUCGUGCCGCUCUUAUGAUUGCAGGCUAUCCAAUCACUCUCUGUCCAAUGUUCUUUAACGUUUCUACUGAAAUCAAUGACAAACCAACCGGUGACAUUGAAUUCUCAAUUAGAAUUGGAGUUGCAGGUUCAAAGAUGCAACUCAAAAAGAAGAUAUUAACUAGAACUCUCGACUCUAUCGUCAAGGUUGCUGAUCCAACAUUUGAUUUUGUUGUAGAAUAUGGAAAACAAGAUUUUGGAUGGAAGAAAUUGGGUGUAUUGUGUAGAUUUAAUACAUCUCUCUCUAUCAUUUUGGAUGCUGGAAAUGAUAAUAGUGGUGAUCAUUCUUUGACAAUUGGUGAGCAACAACAUUUGAACCCAAAUAUCCCAAUCCCUCCUCCUCAACCAACAACAAAUAAUUAUAAUAAUAAUAGGGUGGUCGCACCAACAACCAACAACAACACAAACAGAGUGGUCCCUACAACGACCAACAACCAACAACACCAUCUUGACAACUAUCAAAAUUCAUUGUACUCUUCAUUUGACAGAGAUUUGCAAUUAGCAAUAGAAUUGAGUAAACAAGAUCAAUUGGAAGAAGAAAAUAGGAUAUUGGAAAAUUUCGGUCAAAAAGAAAACUUGGAAGAAGAAGAAGAAGAGGAAACCAAUAUUGAUGAUAGAAACAGUAGUAGCAGUGGUGAUGAACCGUCGUCCUAUUCGGAAGGGAGGCCUAGUGAGAAAGAGAAAUUUAAUCAAACAGAAUCAGUAGUAGAUAUCCCACAAAAUGACACACAAGAUCUUGAAAACCAACAACAACAACAAGAUGAUCAACAAAAAGAAAAACACAUUUCUUUUGAAGAUGAUGUAUAA